AUGUACUCUUCUGUGGUUCCCUUUAAAAACCAGCGUUACGACGUGCUGAAGAAAGAAUGUCGGGAGAACAAAAAGCUCUUUGAGGAUUCAGAGUUUCCCUGUACCAACACGUCCCUCUGGUACAGAAACCCUCUGCCUGGGAGAGUGGAGUGGAAACGACCCGGGGAGAUCAGCGAGCACCCUCAGCUCUUCGUGGAGGGCAUCAGUUCCCACGACCUGAACCAGGGUGACGUGGGGAACUGCUGGUUUGUUGCUGCGUGUUCCUGUUUGGCUCUGAAACCAGAAUUGUGGCAGAAGGUGAUUCCUGAUUGGAAGGAGCAGGAAUGGAAUCCCAAAGAUCCGGAACACUACGCAGGAAUCUUCCACUUCCGGUUUUGGAUCUUUGGGCAGUGGACGGACGUGGUGGUGGACGAUCGUUUGCCCACCAUCAAUGGCAAACUCAUCUACUGCCAUUCAAAAUCCAAUAAUGAGUUCUGGAGUGCGCUGCUGGAGAAAGCUUAUGCCAAGCUGUCGGGCUGUUACGAAUCUCUAAGCGGAGGGAACACUGGUGACGCGGUGAUGGAUUUCAGCGGCGCCGUAAACGAACCCGUUAACCUGGAAACAGGGAACUACCGGAGCGACCCCAAAGCUCGGGAGAAACUCUUCUCAGACCUGCUGGCGGUGUACGAACGUGGAGGAAUCAUCAGCUGCUCUAUAGUGGCCUCUGCUCAUGAGCGGGAGCACCGCUUGGUGAACGGUUUGGUCAAAGGUCACGCAUAUUCCGUCACGGCUGUGAAGAAUGUGCGUUUGGGACACGGCCUGCUGGCGUACUUCAAGAACGACACCAUACCCCUGAUCCGCAUGAGGAAUCCCUGGGGCAAACACGAGUGGAACGGAGCCUGGAGCGACAGCUCAGAAGAGUGGCAGAAGAUUGGAAACAUGGAGAGGAAGAACCUGGGCAUCACAGUGCAGGAUGAUGGAGAGUUCUGGAUGUCCUUCGACGACUGGUGUCAGAACUUCACCGAUGCAGACGUGUGUCGGCUGAUGAACACGUCUCUGCUGAGCGUGCAGAAGACGUGGCACGAGACGGCGCACUUCGGCAGCUGGACCAAACACUCUGAUCCUCUGAAGAACCGGUGCGGUGGCUGCAUGAACCACAGACAGACCUUCCUCCAGAACCCACAGUACGUCUUGGACGUAUCCGAAGAGGAGGAGGAGCUGCUGAUAUCUCUGGAGCAAAGGGAUAUGAAGAUCCACCGACCUCAGGGUGCUGGUGAAAACCUCACCAUCGGAUUCGCCAUCUUGAAGGUGGAGCUGAACAGGAAGUACCGUAUGCACGACAUCAUCACCCAACAACUGGUCGCCACGUCGACGUAUAUAAACGCUCGCUCCGUCUUCAUGAGGAAGAUUUUGUCCGAGGGGCGAUACGUCAUCAUCCCAUCCACCUUUAGACCCGACGUACCGGGAGAGUUCAUGCUCCGAAUUUUUACUGACGAGGACCCCGACUGCAGGGAGCUGGUCCUGGAUCAGCCCCGGAUUCACUGCUGGAGCUCGUUUUUGGGAUACCCUCAGCUGGUCUCUCAGAUCUACGUUCAUGGAGCAGAAGGGCUGCAGAAUCAAGACAGAAGCGCGGAUCCCUACGUCAUAAUUUCCUGCGAGGGUAAUUCAGUCCAGUCCAGAGUUCAGAAGGACACGCUGGAGCCGCUGUUCGAUGUCAGAGCCGUUUUUUACAGGAAGAAACCCCGCAAACCAAUCACCAUCCAGGUGUGGAACAGUAAUGCAGUGAAGGACCAGUUCAUGGGUCUCGUGGAACUUCCAGCUUCUCUGAAGGACUCAGCAGAUCCACAGAAGCUGAAGCUCAGUAGAGGAACUGGACAAACGGCCGGGGAGAUGUUAGGAACCGUCAGCCUCAGGGUGGUGACCUCCAGAGAACUGACCGCCAUCUAACCAUACAGUCUGGAACACUACUGUGGGGACACGCUGCAGGAACACACUACUGCAGGAACACACUGAUACAGGAACAUACCACCGCAGGAACACACCACUGCAGGAACACACCGCUGCAGGAACACACUGCUGCAGGAAC
Molecule: messenger RNA, 2065 nt
Organism: Trichomycterus rosablanca
Lineage: Eukaryota; Metazoa; Chordata; Actinopteri; Siluriformes; Trichomycteridae
Product: calpain-5-like
Exons: 12
Coding region: 1-1926 (641 amino acids)
Biological process (GO): proteolysis
Cellular component (GO): cytoplasm
Molecular function (GO): calcium-dependent cysteine-type endopeptidase activity
Source: RefSeq, a predicted model, not a curated record